AUGUUCCCUGACGAGCUCAAGGGACUCACGCUGGUCGAAGAGAAGCUCGUCUCGCUCAACUCCUGCUAUGGUGUUUCCAACAACGUGCAGGAGCUGGCGACCAAGGUGCUCCCGCACCCCCUUUUGCAAGCACUGGACGAGAUCCACGUUUCGUGGCAGGGCGUGGAGAAGCCGGCACCGAGCGACCUGUCGAGUCUCUUGUCGGUGAGGCGGCGGGUCGUCGAGAGGGCUCUUGUUUGGCUGAAGAGGAGCAACCCCCACUACGCCGAGAUCGAGAUCGACGUGGCGGAGAUGGAGAGUUGGGGAGACCCGAUAGACGGGGUGCCGGCCUUGGUGUAUGAUCGCAUGGAGCGGAACGAGCCGUCCGCAUGGGAGAAAACGCGGACGGCGCACGUUGUGCCGCCCACGGAGCGCGCCAUGGACGACGAGGGGUCGGUGGAGAUCGAGGAACUCUUCGCUCUGCUCAAGCAAAGGCAGGAAACGGGAGGCGAGGCUGAAGGGCACGGGCCCAACGAAGAAGGCGCGGGUCGUGAUGGAGUUGGUGCUAGCCCCGAUCAGAACGUUCGACCAAUCAACGAGCUGCGCAUGCUGAGUGUGGCGAGGAAGGACUUCGGCAAGGUCGAGCGCGUUGCCCGCUCGAUGACCGCGCAAAGGAGCUUCUCAGGAGCCUCUCGCUGUACGGCCACCGGCAACCCAUGUCGAGAGGUUCGGCUCAAUAUGCGGCGGAAAAUCCAGUCGCUCAUCGUUGGCUACGGCGUUCCGGCCAUCUGGUUCACCAUCAACCCAAACGACAUUACGAACCCGGUGAAGCUGCGACUGGCGGCAUAUCGGACACGCGAUCCCGGCGCGGCCGAGGAGUUCCUAGAAGGCCUUGGGAGUGCGUACAAGCGGACAAGGCUGGCCAUGUCCGAUCCGAUGAGCGCCGCCGUAUUCUUCCACCGGGAGAUGAAGCUGUUCUUCGAUCAUUACGUGAAGGUCGGAGAAGACUCGAUGCUUGCCGACAUCCACGGGGAGGAUCAGGCGGCGUAUCGCGAGCGAAUCAUACGAUACGUCGAUAGUGUCUUCUCCGAGGAUCUGGAUCAGGAAGGGUUCUGCGCCGUGCAAGCGGAGCGAUCUGUGACGUCCGAUAUUUCCUCCCUGCUGGACAACACCGAGCAGUUUUCGGCCGCAUUUGACGAGGAGGCCAACUUCUGUGCCGGCGCUACACAGGUUCACACGCAUAGCCCGACCUGUGUCAAGUAUUCCUUGGGCAAAGGAGCGCGGAAAGGGAAUCUAUGCCGGUUUAAGUCUCCAUGGAGGUUGGUCGACAAGACCGCCAUCACGGCAGACGGGGUGUUGCAGAUCCGGAGGACUCACAGCAUGGUCAAUCGAUGGAACAAGGCUAUCGCUGUUGGGCUCCGGCACAACCACGACAUUUCCUUCAUUGCGACGCAGCGCAAGACCAUGGCCCUUAUGUAUUAUGUCACGAACUACGCGACGAAGGUGGAGGACCCGGUGUGGAAGCGUGUGGCGGCCGCGGCCGACCUCCUGGCCGCCUCAACGGGUGACGGCACGGCCAACGGAGGACAGGACGACGGUGGAGGUGCUGUUGGCGAUGACGCCGCCAAGGGGAACAGGACGCGACAGUUCUUGAUGAGGGUGGCGAAUCGUGUGUUCACGGAGCGUCAGCUGUCUCAGGUCGAGGUCAUUGCUCAUCUUCUGGGAUAUCCGGCCGAGUUCACCAACAGCAGCGCCUGGGCGUACCUGAACACAUCUCUGCUGUACUGGGAAGUCUUUCGACGGUGGCCGUAUCUCCGACGAGCAAAUGGCGCGGCGGCCAUAGAUGAUGCUCUGAAUGAGUCGGUGCUCAGGCGGCCGGGCAAGCAUGCUACCGUCUGCCUCGAUGGCUACCUGAGCAAGGACUUCGGCCACAACGACGACGAGGAGUCGUGCCACCGGAGCAUCUGGGAGCGGGCGCGAGGCGCUGGCCCGAGAAUAUCAUGUCUCGUCGACAACGUGCAGCUGCUUCGACGAUCAGCCGAAGACGCAAAGCGCGACGCCAAGCAAUGGGCGGCCUCAUCCGGCGAUGGCGAUUCCACGGUCGCCCACGUCGAGGAGGGCGAGACAGGCGAGGCGGGCGCAGAAUUUGCAGCGACAUAUCGGUCCAACAACAUCGGAGACGCAACGCGCCUGAUCGACGUCGUCCGAGGCGCAGUGGGCACGAAUCAGGUGACGGCCAAGUCGCCGGAGCUCAUGGCAAUGAUGCGGCAGCUCUGUCGAUUCCAGCAAUCGGCGCUCUGCUCAACGGCCGAGCUCGAGGCCAUCGCGAUUCCCGAACAAGGGUUGAGGUGCAUAAGCAUGCCAGGGCGGGUAUUUUCCGGGGCCGCACUACCGCCGCAGGAUCAGGUCAAGGCUAUCAAGUCGCAGCAGAUAAUCCGGGAAAGCGAUCGCCGAGCUGCGUUGCGGAGGGUGAUGACCGGCUUCGGGGAUCAUUCUACGCACCCGUAA
This is a messenger RNA of Hirsutella rhossiliensis, 2487 nucleotides long. Its product is annotated as PIF1 protein. The record is from RefSeq and is a predicted model, not a curated record. The transcript is spliced from 10 exons. NCBI's taxonomy places the organism in Eukaryota, Fungi, Ascomycota, Sordariomycetes, Hypocreales, Ophiocordycipitaceae. The coding region runs from base 1 to 2487 and encodes 828 amino acids.